Aspergillus saccharolyticus JOP 1030-1 is the source of this 1051-nucleotide messenger RNA. RefSeq names its product YqaE/Pmp3 family membrane protein. Gene Ontology annotation, cellular component: membrane. Bases 431 to 718 code for a protein of 95 amino acids. The record is from RefSeq and is a predicted model, not a curated record. The transcript is spliced from 3 exons. NCBI's taxonomy places the organism in Eukaryota, Fungi, Ascomycota, Eurotiomycetes, Eurotiales, Aspergillaceae.
CCAAUACUAGUACUGUGAUUUAGGGGUUUCCCGUCCCAGUGACGUCGAUAUCGGGGAAGGCAUCGUUCUCGCCUUACAACAAGACUUUGAGGGAAAAUCAUGAAGCGCAUCAAUUCCUCUCAGGACGACAACGUGCCCAUCUAUAUAUUCCUGCUCUUGUUCCUGAUUCUUGGGCUGAGUUUUCUGGGCACUUAUCUCGACACCGUCAACUUUGCUAGUGGCAAAUGCAGAAAAUCUACUGUGCGGUUUCGAGCUUAGCUUCGACUCAACAUUGACUGAGUAGUUACUUUACCUUAACUCGGUACAUUUUAUCAACAACAACAACAACAACAACAACGCAACUUGACUGCAAACAACCUCUCUCCACCCUCACCGCUACCCACAACAUCAUCAUCCACAACAUCACCUUUGAAUAUCCAACAUCAUCAAAAUGGCCGGAACAUGCUCCAUGAUUUGCCUCAUCCUAGUCACCCUCUUCAUCCCCCCUCUCGGCGUAUUCCUCAUCUCCGGCUGCAGCCCCGACUUUUGGAUCAAUCUCCUCCUCACAAUUCUAGGGUACCUGCCCGGCCACAUCCACGCCUUCUACCUCGAGUACAUCUACUAUCGCAACGCCGACGCGGCGGUCGCUCCCAAGCGGGCGCCGGGAGUGUACUCGGAGCGGAUCCAGCGAGGGGCGCAUCACCGGCAUCAGCAGACUACGAAUUAUGGAACUAUUUAAACGGAGAUGUGUGGUUCGGCACUUGUGGUGGACCGUUGCUACUUAGGUGUUGACUUUCGUCUGUCUGUGGGCUUUAUGUUUCGGAUCGUGGUGUGAUUUCCCCCUUUGAUUGUUUAAGUUGAUUAUGUUGUUUGUGCGCGCGGUGAGCGAGACUGGUUUGGAUGGACUUUUGAGAAUGACUGAGACUGAGGAUGAUGUGAUUCCCACACUUCCUUGGGGUAUACCUACCUACCCUUAAUGCUUAUUUCUUCCUGGCUGUGUAUCUUUAUAAUACCUCCUCUCCUCCUUCCUUACGACACAAACACCCAAUAUGACUUGAUGCGUAAUGUGAAC